This is a messenger RNA of Ogataea angusta, 1842 nucleotides long. RefSeq lists its product as uncharacterized. Gene Ontology annotation, biological process: protein refolding; cellular response to unfolded protein; vesicle-mediated transport. Gene Ontology annotation, molecular function: heat shock protein binding; ATP hydrolysis activity; misfolded protein binding. Gene Ontology annotation, cellular component: nucleus; plasma membrane; cytosol. The record is from RefSeq and is a predicted model, not a curated record. The transcript has a single exon. Lineage: Eukaryota; Fungi; Ascomycota; Pichiomycetes; Pichiales; Pichiaceae. The coding region runs from base 1 to 1842 and encodes 613 amino acids.
AUGGCUGACGGUGUUUUCCAAGGUGCUAUUGGUAUCGAUCUUGGUACUACUUACUCCUGUGUUGCUACAUACGACUCUGCUGUCGAAAUCAUCGCUAACGAACAGGGUAACAGAGUUACUCCUUCGUUCGUCGCUUUCACUCCUGAGGAGAGACUGAUUGGUGACGCUGCCAAGAACCAGGCUGCUUUGAACCCAAAGAACACGGUUUUCGAUGCUAAGAGACUGAUCGGUAGAGCUUUCUCUGACGAGUCUGUGCAGAAGGACAUCAAGUCGUGGCCAUUCAAGGUUAUCGACGACAACGGCAACCCAAAGAUUGAGGUUGAGUACUUGGGUGAGACCAAGACUUUCUCUCCACAGGAGAUCUCUUCUAUGGUUUUGACCAAGAUGAAGGAGAUCGCUGAGGCUAAGAUUGGCCAAAAGGUUGAGAAGGCCGUCGUUACCGUUCCAGCUUACUUCAACGACGCUCAGAGACAAGCCACCAAGGACGCUGGUGCCAUUGCUGGCCUGAACGUGCUGAGAAUCAUCAACGAGCCUACCGCUGCUGCCAUUGCUUACGGACUUGGUGCUGGUAAGUCCGACCAAGAGAAGCACAUUCUGAUCUUCGACCUUGGUGGAGGAACUUUCGAUGUUUCUCUGCUGCACAUUGCUGGUGGUGUCUUCACCGUCAAGGCUACUGCCGGUGACACUCACUUGGGUGGUCAAGAUUUCGAUACCAACCUCCUAGAGCACUUCAAGAAGGAGUUCCAAAAGAAGACUGGUUUGGACAUCUCCGGUGACGCCAGAGCUCUGAGAAGACUCAGAACCGCCUGUGAGAGAGCUAAGAGAACUCUUUCUUCCGUCACCCAGACCACCGUCGAGGUCGACUCCCUGUUCGAGGGUGAGGACUUCUCUGCCAACAUCACCAGAGCCAGAUUCGAGGACAUCAACUCUGCUCUGUUCAAGUCCACCUUGACUCCUGUUGAGCAAGUUCUGAAGGACGCCAAGCUCGACAAGUCCCAGGUCAACGAGGUUGUCCUUGUUGGUGGUUCCACCAGAAUUCCAAAGGUCCAAAAGCUGUUGUCUGACUUCUUCGACGGUAAACAACUCGAGAAGUCCAUCAACCCAGAUGAGGCCGUUGCCUACGGUGCUGCCGUUCAAGGUGCCAUCUUGACCGGCCAGUCCACCUCUGACGAGACCAAGGACCUGCUGUUGUUGGAUGUCAUCCCACUCUCGCUUGGUGUUGCUAUGCAAGGUAACGUCUUUGCUCCAGUUGUUCCAAGAAACACCACUGUGCCAACCAUCAAGAGAAGAACCUUCACCACUGUUGAGGACCACCAGACCACCGUCCAGUUCCCAGUGUACCAGGGUGAGAGAGUCAACUGUGCCGAGAACACUCUGCUGGGUGAGUUCGACCUCAAGAACAUCCCACCAAUGCCAGCUGGAGAGCCAGUUCUGGAGGCCAUUUUCGAGGUCGACGCCAACGGUAUCCUGAAGGUCACUGCUGUCGAGAAGUCCACCGGUAGAUCUGCCAACAUCACCAUCUCCAACUCCGUCGGUAGAUUGUCCACCUCUGAGAUUGAGAAGAUGAUCAACGAGGCUGACAAGUUCAAGAAAGCCGACGAGGAGUUCUCCAAGAAGCACGAGCAAAAGCAGAGACUCGAGUCGUACGUCUCUUCCAUCGAGGCUACCGUCACCGACCCAGUCCUGUCUGCUAAGAUGAAGAAGGGUGCUAAGGACAAGGUUGAGGCUGCUCUGUCUGAGGCUCUGGCUGCUCUUGAGAUCGAGGACUCUUCUGCUGACGACCUGAGAAAGGCUGAGCUGUCGCUGAAGAGAGUGGUCACCAAGGCCAUGGCUACUCGUUAA